Fusarium sp. VM40 is the source of this 624-nucleotide messenger RNA. Lineage: Eukaryota; Fungi; Ascomycota; Sordariomycetes; Hypocreales; Nectriaceae. The record is from the annotation of a GenBank genome assembly.
AUGGCAUCUUUAGCGAAAAACAGCGGCAAAACUGGCCUUGAGCCAAAAGCCCUCCUUACUGCCUACGUGAAACAGCUCCAGAUAAAGCCCCUCAAGACAAAAAUGUACACCUCGGGCUCUUUGAUGGCUUUGACUGAAAUCAUAGCGUCUUGGCUUGCCUACGGACGCGAUGGUCACGGUCCAACUUUCACGUCGCGAGUACCUCAGAUGGCUUUCUACGGUGCUUUUGUGAGCGCGCCUUUAACGCAUCUUCUCAACGGCACGCUUCAGAAGAAAUUUGCAGGCCGAACAGGCGCGGGAAAUUUGCUUUUGCAGACUCUGCUAACCUACAUAUUUAUCUUCCCUAUCCAAAACACUGUGUAUCUAGCAUCCAUGGCUCUCAUCGCUGGAGCGCGUACCAUCGAGCAAGUCCGCGCGGCGGUUCGAGGUGGACUUGUGCCCAUGACCACUGCCAACUGCGCCUUGUACCCGGUUCUGCUGGGAUUCGCCAAGGCUUUUGUGCCUCCUCAGUUUUGGGCACCGUUUUUCAGUAUGGUUGGGUUCUUUCUGGGAACCUACUUCAACACUUUGGCGAAGAAGAGAAAGGUCGCUGCCGCUGCCGCUGCCAAGGCGAAGGAGGUUUAA